GUUUGUUAUUUUCCUUAGUCCCACCGGAAGUUCUCCGCCCCCAGACACGGGUCUUUGGGCUUCUUGCCUCGAAAGCGCAGCAGCCGGCACCGGGGCAAGGUGAAGAGCUUCCCCAAGGAUGACUCCUCCAAGCCGGUGCACCUCACAGCCUUCCUGGGCUACAAGGCUGGGAUGACCCACAUCGUGCGCGAGGUCGACCGGCCUGGAUCUAAGGUGAACAAGAAGGAAGUUGUGGAGGCUGUGACCAUCGUGGAGACACCACCCAUGGUGGUGGUGGGCAUUGUGGGCUAUGUAGAAACUCCCCGAGGCCUACGUUCCUUCAAGACUAUCUUUGCUGAGCAUAUCAGUGAUGAGUGCAAACGACGCUUCUAUAAGAACUGGCAUAAAUCGAAGAAGAAGGCUUUCACCAAAUACUGCAAGAAGUGGCAGGAUGAAGAUGGCAAGAAGCAGCUGGAGAAGGACUUCAGCAGCAUGAAGAAGUACUGCCAGGUCAUCCGUGUCAUUGCCCACACCCAGAUGCGCCUGCUGCCUCUGCGCCAGAAGAAGGCCCACCUCAUGGAGAUCCAGGUGAACGGAGGCACUGUGGCUGAAAAGUUGGACUGGGCCCGCGAGCGGUUGGAGCAACAGGUUCCUGUGAACCAAGUGUUUGGCCAGGAUGAGAUGAUAGAUGUCAUUGGCGUGACCAAGGGCAAAGGCUAUAAAGGGGUUACCAGCCGUUGGCACACCAAGAAACUUCCCCGCAAGACCCACAGAGGACUGCGUAAGGUAGCCUGUAUUGGAGCAUGGCAUCCUGCCAGAGUGGCAUUCUCAGUGGCACGGGCUGGACAAAAAGGCUACCAUCACCGCACUGAGAUCAACAAGAAGAUCUACAAGAUUGGCCAGGGUUACCUUAUCAAGGAUGGCAAACUGAUCAAGAACAAUGCUUCUACUGAUUACGAUCUGUCAGACAAGAGCAUCAACCCUCUGGGUGGAUUUGUCCACUAUGGCGAAGUGACCAAUGAUUUUGUCAUGCUGAAAGGCUGUGUGGUGGGAACCAAGAAGAGAGUGCUCACUCUCCGGAAGUCUCUGCUGGUGCAGACCAAACGUCGAGCUCUAGAGAAGAUUGACCUUAAGUUUAUUGACACCACCUCCAAGUUUGGCCAUGGCCGCUUCCAGACUGUGGAGGAGAAGAAAGCAUUCAUGGGACCACUUAAAAAAGACCGCAUUGCGAAGGAAGAAGGCGCUUAAUGGCAGAAACAGCAGAUGGGGUCUCAAUAAAACUUAUUUUCCACUGA
Messenger RNA from Erinaceus europaeus (western European hedgehog), 1274 nucleotides. RefSeq names its product ribosomal protein L3 (gene RPL3). Bases 172 to 1227 code for a protein of 351 amino acids. Lineage: Eukaryota; Metazoa; Chordata; Mammalia; Eulipotyphla; Erinaceidae. Gene Ontology annotation, cellular component: cytosolic large ribosomal subunit; ribosome. Gene Ontology annotation, biological process: translation; ribosomal large subunit assembly. The record is from RefSeq and is a predicted model, not a curated record. The transcript has 9 exons. Gene Ontology annotation, molecular function: structural constituent of ribosome; RNA binding.